Molecule: messenger RNA, 4931 nt
Organism: Ceratina calcarata
Lineage: Eukaryota; Metazoa; Arthropoda; Insecta; Hymenoptera; Apidae
Gene: egg
Product: SET domain bifurcated histone lysine methyltransferase eggless
Exons: 13
Coding region: 1596-4931 (1111 amino acids)
Biological process (GO): negative regulation of gene expression; heterochromatin organization
Cellular component (GO): nucleus
Molecular function (GO): zinc ion binding; DNA binding; histone H3K9 methyltransferase activity
Source: RefSeq, a predicted model, not a curated record
AAAUUUUAUUCAUCUACCGUAUGAGGUAGGUUCUCAUUUUAUAAAAUACAACUUGUUUAUUCGAAUUUAUUUCAUACCAAAAUUUUUGUUCGAGCAGUUAUCUUCGAAUCAUGGAUUUAACUACGUUUAUCGAGAGUAAUAGUACUUUCUCCCUAUCUCUCUUUCUGUAAAUAAUGAAAUUUAAUGUAAAUACAUGAUAUAUAUAUAUAUUGUUUAGAGAUUUCUAAGGUGUACAUUAUACAGGCUAUUCUAUUUGAGUUAACUAUUUCGGACGAUCUAAGGAUGAUUAAUCAAUAUUUAUCUUCGCAGGAUACUUUAUUAUUAUCAUGAUCGAACUUUUCUAUAGGAACGUGUACAUACGACAAAUGAAUCCGCAAUAUGUUUUCGUAUUAAUUUAAGUCUGAGCGUAAAUCGAAGUAAUCUAUUUUUCGAAUUGUUUCAAUAGUUAGCCAAUUGAGAGUAGCCUUUCAAAGCUAUGUGAUGCCCAAUUUCCAUCGAGUAAUUUCGUCGAUUGACCAUUUUUAAAUGCGCUUUUUCCGAUCUUGUACGUGUGCGCUUAUAUCUGAUUUAUAAUGAAUAUGUCAUUGAAAUGCUGUAGUAUAUUCUGAUCCUUUGAAAACGAUUCAAUUCGCAAUAUCAAUUUUAUAGUUUUGGGAAUGGUAUAUGUCAUUAUGAAUUAUUGAGAGGAAAUUGGGUGAUAAAUAUUCAAGAGUGUAUCCAUUACUCUAUGAAUUGAUGUGAGAAAAAUUAGAAGAUUUUUCUAAAGCAAUAAUUUAUUUGAGUUUUUUUGUAGAGAACUUUAUGUAUACGAUCGUACUUCUUGUUUUUAUAGUCUUCCUUGACUGAAAUCUUGUUGAUUAUAUAGUAGAUUACUUAAAAGACAUUGGGAUAAGAAAAUGUAAGAAAUUGUAUGGGAUGGGAUGUAUAAUUUUAUUUUUUCGAUGUCGAUGGAAAAUGGGCAAGAAUAUCAACUACGCACAACAGUGAAAGUGUAGAUCAUACAUAAUCCAACUUAUUGUACAUAAUACACUAUACAUAAUUAUUCAUUUAGGAAACAUACGUCGUGUAUGUAAGCAGAACGCAAAACAAACUAUGUACAUUGUAAAACCAUUUAUUAUAUGGAUAGGAUACAGAUAGUAUUUUCUGCUGUCAAUUCUUCAACUAAGACUGUGAUUUUUAAAUAUACUAAUGGCUAGGUAGAUACAAUACAUAUUAAUUGAAUAUGAUAAAAUAAAGAAUACGAAAGAAAAUAUUCAAGACAUGUGCAUUAUUUCAAUUCAUCAUCCUUUCGUUUUUCAGAGUCAUUUCCCGAGUUUUCUUAUGUUUUACAGUUAGAUCAAAUGAUUCCCGCUUAUUCCCGUUGUAGCAGUACCUAUAGUUCCAAAUUUUCACCUGGGGGGACAGAAAGCUCAAAAUCAAAUUAUUUCAAUAAAAAAUAAAAUGACAAACAUAUGUUCUUGCUAUACUAACUAUAUUUAAAUGCUUAAAUUAAAUUCGAAACAAUUGAAAACACUUCUGGAUAAGAACGUAUUUGAGUGAAUUUUAUUGAAUGCUUUUACACAGUUGUCAGUGAACUACAAUAAUAUCGUGUAAGGAUGGAAGUUAUUGAGCUUGUUUCGGAUGAUGAAGCAUCUGUGGAGAAAACCAAGAAGAAUAAAGAUCCUCUGGCUUGUAACGUUAAUUGCAUCAACUUUCAAUGUUCUUCUGGAGUGGAUAUGAAAUUAGCAUCGUCCUUUGCCUGUGUAUUUUAUGGAGUAAAUAUGAAGAAAAAGAAAAAGCGAAUGAUCUGUACAGAAUGCUUCAAUGCUGCAUUGGAACAUCAGAAGCAACUAGUAGCAGCUUUUUUGGAUCACAAACCACUGUUAAAAUGUAAUUUUCCUGACCGUACGAACGAAGUAGAAAUUUCUGAUAGCGACGAUUCGGAUGAUGAGAAAAGAAAAAGCACGUGCGACGAAGAAAAGUAUUUGCCAGAAGAAAUGGUUGAGACUAUAGGAGAAUUGUUAGACAGUACAGUAGACAGUAUUUUUAAAAAAUAUGACAUAGAUUAUCAAAUUAAAGAGUCUCACAAUAUAUUGAAAGAUCAAUGGAGUCGUAUGGAAGAAGAGAACAAAGCUUUGGACAAAACGGUAGAAUCUUUAAUGAGUACAAUGGACACGUUACGCAAUAGAUUCUACGAUGAAUUCAAGCCACAGAUUCAGAUGCUCCAAGAGCUUCAGAUAGACGAUGGAUGCAUGAAUAAUACACUUCACCCAUUAGUUGCGACUAAGAAAGUCACGCAAGUAAAAGUAGCUCCUUCAGUGGACAGUCAACCGGAAGUUUUACCAAUUGAACAGGAGAACAGACAAAUCGUAGUUAUAGAUUUACCACCGAUUGGCCCACUGGUCAAAGUUCAGAUAGAAGUAGAUAGCAUUGUUUAUAUUAUGAAACAUCCGCUCAUGCCAUGGAUCAAAGGGAAGGUGCAAACCGUAGUAUCAAAAACUCCUGUGCACUGUCGGGUUAAAUUGUUACCGAAGAAAUAUAAUUCUGUUGUCAAGUCGGUUUCCGGCAAGCAAAUUGCAGCAGCUGUCGUUAGCCCGGUAAUCAUACCGAUUGGCACUCGAGUAAUUGCAAUGUUUAAAGAUAUGAAUUCGAGUAAUUUUUAUUGCGGUGUUAUAGCAGAGCCACCGAAAGCCACUAAUAAAUAUAGAUAUUUGAUAUUCUUCGACGAUGGGUAUGCUCAAUAUGUCGAGCACAAACUCAUUUAUCUGGUCGCAGAAUCUGCUAGCAAAGUUUGGGAAGAUAUACCGACUGAAUCUCGAGAGUUUGUAAAGAAAUAUAUCGAAAUGUAUCCAGAACGACCGAUGGUGAAAUUGCAGAGAGGGCAAGUAGUGAGGACGGAAUGGAAUGGGAAAUGGUGGAUAGCAAGAGUGGUUCAAGUUGAUGCAAGUUUGGUACAGAUGCACUUCGAUGCAGAUGGAAGAACAGAAUGGAUCUACAGAGGUUCUGCUAGAUUAGGACCUUUAUAUGUCGAACUGUUAAAAGCCAAUGCUAGACAACAUGGACAUCAUGCGUCCGUCGGAACACCGAGUCGACAUCGACUGCCUGUUGCAUCCAAUAAAAGUAAUUUACCAUAUGUGGAAUAUACGUCGAAUGUAGAACCUGAAGAUGAAAGACUUCACGAAGAAGAGAAAGAAGAGAGUCCAGCGAGUGAAAGUAUGCCUAGUGCACCGCAGCAAUCGCGCGCCGUCGCUAGAAAAAGCACUACCAAAAGACAGCCUGUCCCGGAUACGACUUCUUACAAUCCUCUCGCAGAAACGAAACCUUCUCAUAGCAUAGUUUACUAUCAAACGCAGAAUAAAAUUCAGACAAAAAAGUUCGUUCCACAUAAAUGUGGUCCGCAAUGCGUCGAAGGAAUAUCUUUCACACCCGACGAUUUAAGAGGAUAUUCGCCUCUAUCGAUACCGUUACUUUGCGGAUGGAACAGACAACUUUGUAAAUAUCCAAAAGGCAAAAAGAUCACGUUAUAUCAAGCUCCGUGCGGUGUCAGAUUACGAAAUAUGGAAGAAUUGCAUCAAUACCUGCGGAGAACUGGAAGUCCGAUGUCGGUCGACCUAUUCGAUUUCGAUUACUGGGUGCACUGUUUAGCGGAGUUUGUUUUGGACAAGUGUUUCAUCAACAUAAAGGAUUUGAGCUAUGGCGUAGAGAAUGUUCCGAUACCAUGUGUAAACGAAUUAGAUCACACGCAACCUGAUACUAUAAGAUACAGCACUCAAAGGGAACCAACGGAAGGCGUUAAUCUCAAUCUUGAUCCGGACUUCUUGUGCAGCUGCGACUGCGAAGACGACUGUCAGGACAAGACUAAAUGCCAGUGUUGGCAGUUAACGAUACAAGGCGCUACUCUAGGUGGGCGAGUACCGAACACGGCUGUUGGUUACGUCUAUAAACGUUUACCGGAGCCGGUCACCACUGGUAUCUAUGAAUGUAAUUCCAGAUGUAAAUGUGCUGUGAAAACUUGUUUGAAUAGAGUAGUGCAACAUCCGUUAACGUUGAAAUUACAAGUGUUCAAAACCGCUCCCCGGGGUUGGGGUAUACGAUGUCUCAACGAUAUUCCGCUCGGAUCGUUUAUCUGUAUAUACGCUGGUAGAUUGCUUACGGAACAGGGAGCUAACGAAGGCGGUAAGAAUUAUGGGGACGAGUAUCUGGCAGAGUUGGAUUACGUAGAAGUGGUGGAAGGUAUUAAAGAAGGUUACGAGAGCGACGUUCUUGAACCGGAAAUGCCAUUAUCUACUCCGGAAGAUAAAAAUAAAUUGCUCACCAGCGAGGAUGAAGACACCUCAAAAACGAAUGCAGAUUCCGACGAAGAUUUCAAUAUUAGUAAAUACGUGAAUUUCAACGUGGACUCUGCGGGACCUUCAUCUAUUAGAAAGAGAUUGAGAAAGCGUAAGCGGGAUGACGGUAAUCAAGACGGAUCUGAAGAGAAUAGCGAGGAUGGAAGCGGUAUUAAGAUUCCUGACAGUACUUCGAAGUCUACCAACGAGAGUCGAUCGAACGAAGAUGGAAUUAUUAUGAGCGAUGAAGAAGAAACUAGGGGCGGUAGACGUGAACCAAGCAGAUUCGAACCAACGGUCGAGCCACCGCAGAUCAACGAAUCGAAAUUCAAGUCUGUGCGGGAUUUCUUUGGGGAGGAUGAGGCUGUGUAUAUAAUGGACGCGAAAACAACGGGUAACAUCGGACGCUAUUUAAACCAUUCGUGCGAUCCGAACAUUUUCGUGCAGAAUGUGUUUGUCGAUACGCAUGACGUGCGAUUCCCGUGGGUGGCGUUUUUCGCUUUAAAUUACAUAAGAGCAGGUCAGGAAUUAACGUGGAAUUAUAGUUACGAUGUUGGAAGUAUACCAGGUAAAGUAAUCAUUUGUAAAUGUGGUGCGUCUAAUUGCAGAGGUCGACUUUUAUAA